AUGGCCAGUCUUAUUAGAGCACGCGUGUUGACGCGUAACAGUAGUCAACGCUUAUUUUCCACCACUGCUUUUGCAUUCAAUUCUCACAACCUGGGACCUAUUGGCGAAGGAGCCAAGAAGGAGCCCAUAUCACAACCCAUUGAGCCUACCGAUAACAGUAAAGUGACCCAUUUUGGGUUUCGAACAGUUGCAGAACAAGAUAAGGAAAAGCUUGUGCACGAUGUAUUUUCAAAUGUUGCGGCCAACUACGACUAUAUGAAUGAUGCCAUGUCUGCAGGUAUUCACCGUCUUUGGAAGGACCAUUUUGUUUCGAAGCUUGACCCUGGCCGCAGACCCGGUGGUGAACCUCUCAACUUUUUGGAUGUUGCUGGUGGUACUGGUGACAUUGCAUUCCGGAUCUUGGAGCACGCUGCGCGGGUUCACGGGGACGUUGAGUCUAAGAUGACCAUCACUGACAUUAACGGAGACAUGCUGCGGGAAGGCGAGAAGCGAGCGUUACAGACACCAUGGAAGGAUGGUUCGAGGUUGACUUUUAUUGAACAGAAUGCCGAGCUUUUGGAUGCGAUUCCCGACAACUCGCAGGACGUGUACACGGUUUCGUUUGGUAUCCGCAACUUUACCAAUUUGCCCAAGGCCCUAAAGACUGCCCACAGAGUGCUUAAGCCUGGUGGUGUUUUUUCAUGUCUUGAGUUUAGCAAGGUCAACAACCCAUUGUUGGGCACUUUGUACCGUGAGUACUCUUUUAAAGUUAUCCCCUUGUUGGGUCAGAUUUUGGUCAAUGACCGGGAUUCGUACCAGUAUCUUGUGGAGAGCAUUGAACGGUUCCCUACACAGGAGGAGUUUGCUCGGCUGAUUGAGGAGGCAGGCUUUACAUUGGCAGGUAAGGGUUAUGAGAAUCUGACAUUUGGUGUUGCUGCGAUCCACACUGGUGUGAAGCUAUAG
Magnusiomyces paraingens is the source of this 942-nucleotide messenger RNA. RefSeq lists its product as uncharacterized. Gene Ontology annotation, biological process: ubiquinone biosynthetic process. Bases 1 to 942 code for a protein of 313 amino acids. The record is from RefSeq and is a predicted model, not a curated record. Gene Ontology annotation, molecular function: methyltransferase activity. The transcript has a single exon. NCBI's taxonomy places the organism in Eukaryota, Fungi, Ascomycota, Dipodascomycetes, Dipodascales, Dipodascaceae.